AUGUCUUGUCAUAUUGAUAUGAUUGUUAGGGUUAAUCAAGUUCGCUUGACUGACAGAGAAGAUUUGAAUUUGACUAUUGUUUGGGCGACGGGUGUUUAUCCACUUGAAAGUGAAGACCGGGAAUUGGAUUUGUGUCCAUUAAAGGUUUCAUUGGUCAGUAUUGCUCAAGAUGUGAUGAAGGAGUUUAAUAAGGAGAGUGCGAUUGUUAAUGUUUUGGUAAAAGAUUAUGCUGGGCAAAAAAAGUAUAAUUUUACCAUUAAGGUUGUGUUUCCACACCAAAAUAGUAGAUUUAAGCAUUUAAAAAGUUCUAUUUGGCCAAAUGAGUCUGUUUUCUUUAUGGGUCAAUUGGAAGUUUUUAAGGGUAAUUUAUAUGCAAAUAAUUUUAAUAUUUUUUAUGUUGAUGUUCCUUUUGUGACUAAAAGAAAAGUAUCAGAUUCUAUUAGUUCUGAGUCUACUUCAGGGUGUUAUAGUUCUUUCAGAUUGUCCAAGUCUUCAGCUGAUCCAAUUAUUGGUGAUAAUAAUUUUUUAAAGCACGAAAGAGUGGAAGAUAAAGCAGAUAGUAGUAUUGAGUAUGUUGGUUCUUCUGUUAGCGGUUGCUCAAAACAUGUUAGAGUUAAUGACGAAGCAGAUAAUUAUGUGGAGUAUGUUGAUUCAGAUUGUAGUAAAAAUAAACAUACAUUCGAACAUAAUAAUGAACGUGUUAGAGGUAGUAGUGAAUGUGGUGGAAAUAUUAUCUUUGAAGAUAAGGAAGAGAUUAAUUACAGUAAAAAAACAAAUAAGGGUAAAGGAAAAGAGAUUUAG
Molecule: messenger RNA, 801 nt
Organism: Dentiscutata erythropus
Lineage: Eukaryota; Fungi; Glomeromycota; Glomeromycetes; Diversisporales; Gigasporaceae
Source: the annotation of a GenBank genome assembly